Molecule: messenger RNA, 6977 nt
Organism: Mytilus californianus (California mussel)
Lineage: Eukaryota; Metazoa; Mollusca; Bivalvia; Mytilida; Mytilidae
Product: zinc finger protein 423-like
Exons: 11
Coding region: 632-4990 (1452 amino acids)
Source: RefSeq, a predicted model, not a curated record
GUCAUGUAGUACAGACAAACAAUACAAGACAGAUUAUUUGAAACCUGACUGGAAGUCCCACUGGGAAUUGUUCAUCGACAAAACAGCAUGAAACGUCUCCCUGAGGAAAACGUUCAAUACUUAAGUGUUAUUAAUGAAUACACCCUUCUCAACAAUAAUUUACCUGGCGCAAACCAUUGGUCGAUAUCAGAGGCAGCUUGGCACAGCUGUUUAUUGAACACGAAUCUAAAAAGAAACUCUCAGCGGGGAGCACCCCUGGGGAUCUCUCUGCUACAAAGCAAUUCAAUAUUUAUACACUGACGUAGCCAAUCUCCACAUGGCAUGCUUUUAACUUACUGAAAUAACAUUUAUAACUCAGUUGUGUAUAAUUUUAGGUUUAGAGAGAUGAGAUUAUAAAAUGUUGAAAGUUUGAUUUUUCAAUAAGGAAAUUUUAUGAUGCAUUUAAAAGUUGACAGGAUAUUAUUGUGAUGAGAAACUAUUUAUGAACCUUUCCUAGGACAAGAUAAUAAAGAGAAAUAAAAUGUGAUCUCAGCCUCUGAACAUAUAAUACUAGAUUUUUUAACACACGGAGGAUAUAAAAAAGGUCUUAGAAAAAAAGCUGUCAAGACAUACUGUUUUCUACAUUCCAGAGAUGUCGAGAAGAAAGCAAGCAAGACCAAGAUCUUUUAAAAGAGAAGAUGAAGAAGACCAAGAAACAGAAGAAUGUGAUGAUAAGAAAGUUAUGUUUGACGAAGAGGCAGACCAAGUUAUUGUCUCUAGAGACACACCAUCCGAGUAUAAUUGUGAUCUGUGUGGUGACAGUUUUAACAGCAUGGACCAGUUCAUGGACCACAGGAAUACAGAUUGUCUAACUGGUAACCUGUCAGAGAAGAACAGCUGGCAUACAGAUGGCUUUGACGAAAACAACAAACAGGAACAUGACUCUGUGGAUUCUCCUGAUCUUGACAAUGGAGAGGAUCUCUCUGGUGAGGAGGAGGCCAUGGAAGAAGACUUUACCCCAGAACAGGUCCCAGGGGCAGAUGUUGUAUCAGAGAAUAAUCCCUAUGGCUGUCAGUUCUGUACAAAAGCUUUCCCCAGACUUUCAUACUUGAAAAUACAUGAACAGAUACACGAAGAUAAACUACCCUUCAAAUGUGAUUAUUGUAAAAGAUUAUUUCGACACAAAAGGAGCCGGGACAGACACGUAAAAAUGCACACAGGAGACAAGAAGUACAAGUGUAUGCAGUGUUCUUCUGCAUUUGCAAGGAGUGAUCACUUGAAGAGCCACAUGAAAACACAUGACAGUGCAAAGCUGUACCAGUGCCACCUAUGUAACAGAGGGUUUACAUCAGGUCCAGCACUGACAGCUCAUCAGGCCAUUCACAAAAGUGACAUGGAAAGUCUACAAUCUGUUCGUUGUAUGAAAUGUGACAAGUUUUUUCUAUCUGCUACAGAACUUCAAGCCCACAUGUCUGUUCAUAGUUGUGAGGGUAGUCCUGCAGAAAAAGUGUUCCAGUGCACUUACUGUGGAGAAAUAUGUAUGGGGAAGAAAGCUUUAGACCAGCAUGUUGAAACCAGUCACAUGAAUGACAGAAGGAACCAGUGUCCAGUCUGUCAGAAAAAUUUCUUCAGUUAUGAUGCUCUUUGUAAUCACCUGAGUGUAAGCCAUAGAGAAAGUCCUGUAUAUAAUCCUGACCAGAGUCCUGGGAAAUCAAAAGACAUGUUAGUCUGUCCGUACUGCUUCUGUAGUGAUUUUGACUCGCUUGAAGUUUUGGAAUUACACAUGCAGAGUAUACACAAUGUACGCUCCACAGAAGUGUACACAUGUAACUACUGUAAUGCACCGUACCAUAACUUGUACAGUCUACAUGAACACAUGAGAGCAGUACACCAGAACCAGCCAUGCAUGGACAUUAAAUAUCCAUGUACACUCUGCUCCAGACAUUUCUCAAGUAUAGAGUCAUUAUCUAUUCACAAGAAAGUUGCCCAUUACAAAGAAAAAAACUCUAGCGGAAGUUCAGGUUCAAGAUCAAGCUCCGUAGGUUCUGAUAAAGAUAAAAGUUUAAAAGUAAAGCAGGAUAUUAGGCCAGAAAGAAGAACACCUGAUAAAACCGUUCUAAACUUUCCAAAAAAGGAACCCACUGAACUUGUAGAAAUUAAAGUUCCAACAUAUACUGCAAGCCAUCUAAGAACUCCUAAUCAAACUUUUAGCAAUCAGGCAGACAGAAGACCAUCACCGAGCAGUAUAUAUCUAUCAAGUCCAACUGAUGCCAAGCGAACUAUGAAAGACUCCCAAUUAUCAAAGAGUCCAAGUCACAACAGGUCAUCACACCAAGAGUCCAUCACCUGUGACCACUGCAAUGCCACAUUUUAUGACAUUAAGAAUUUCCAGGCUCAUGUUAACUUACACAUUUCCUCUGCAAUGGUGCAGUUUACGUGUAAAGUGUGUAAAAAUCAAUUUCCAACAGAGGAACAAUUAGAGAAACAUACAUCAACACAUUUCCUCAGCAUGACCACAGAGUAUGGAUGUACUACUUGUAUGAAGUUAUUCUCCAAACCAGAUGAGCUUCAGAAACAUUUGAUGGACAUCCAUGCUCAUCAUCUGUUCAGGUGUUCUCUAUGUAAAGAGAUAUUUGAUUCCAAAGUUAACAUCCAGGUCCACUUUGCUAUAAAACAUAGUAAUGAGUGUAAGCUGUAUAAAUGUACCAAAUGUGACUCUGUGUUCCGAUCUGAGAUGGAAUGGGAGGUCCAUGUCCGAGUCAACCAUCUACAUGUAGCGAAACCUUACAGGUGUUUGUUUUGUAAGGAAAGUUUUACAAGUGAAAUGGAUCUACAAUGCCAUUUAACAACACAUAACAAACUGUAUCCUUGUCCAAUGUGUGAACAAUCAUUCCAUGUGGAAUACCUGCUGGACCUUCAUAUGCAGAAUGCACAUGGUAACUCUACUGAUAAGCAGUUAUCUCCCUUGAAAAUUAAAGCAGAACCAAACCAGGCAACACCCGAAAGGUCAGAAGUUCAGAUUCCACAGUAUUCUCCUAGUUCAGCGCCAGGGAUUUGGAAGAACACAGAAAUGUUACAUACUUGUAAUAUAUGCGAUAUGAAGUUUGCCCAGCAAUCUGGUCUGAUGAAACAUAAGGCUAUCGAUCAUGGAUUGUCAAAUAAGCGUAGAUGUAUGAGUCCUAUUGCUAAUGGUGAUGAAUUUAUAAGUGCUCCAAAACAGGAACCUGCUGAUGUUCCAAUGUCAUUUGCAUCGACCUCUAUGUCACUCCCUGUUGUUGUUGUGAAUGAUAAGUUUCAUUUAGCUUGUAAAUACUGUAGUCAAACAUUUAAGAACAGAAAUGACUUGGAUAAACAUACCAAAAUACACCUGAAUAAUGGUAACUUGAAAUGUAACAUUUGUGAUGAAGUUUUUGAAACCAACGGUAAUUUAGCUGAACACAAAUUGUCCCACUGUAAAAUACAGCAAGGGAAUGAAUGUGUAUUGUGUAAAAUUCCCUUAGCAACAGAAGAUCAGUUUUAUUUACAUUCACAAGAACAUGGAUUCCAGAGUUCAUACAUGCAGUGUAUUAUCUGCCGACAGACUUUGGUUACCAUGACAGAACUCCAGAUGCAUGGCAACCAUCAUUUUCAGAUGAAGUCAUUAGCAAACUCUUGUUGUGUUUGUUACAAAUCAUUUGAUAAUAGGGAAAAUUUAGUAUCAAAGAUCUACAGCAAUGGAGGACAAUACUUUGUGUGUAAAACAUGCUACCAUGGUGACAGAUCAUCCUAUCAGUGUAAAGACUGCAAUCUGAUGUUUUCAUCUAAUGAAGAAUUGGAUCGUCACUCAAAAACUCACAAACAGAGAUACCAGUGCAUAAAAUGUCAUGAAUCCUUCAACAGUGAGGAAGAAAUUCAGGCCCAUGUGACACAACAUUUGAUAAAUGAAGGAAAUAUACAGGAAUGUAAGCUUUGUAACACAUCCUUUGAUUCACCAGCAAAAUUACAAUGUCAUCUCAUUGAACACACAUAUCAAAACUCAGAAUAUGCCUGCAUUGUUUGUUUGAAGGUUUAUAAAAAUGCAGCUGAAAUUCAGGCACAUUCCUUUGAGCAUGAUUUAGAAGCAAGACUUUAUCAUUGUUCUGAGUGCAGCAAGAAGUUUUUCUUUAGUGCUGAACUUGAAAAUCACCUGUAUCAACAUUCCACAAAAACAUCAAAAUCUCCUAACCCUGUGGUAAAAUCUCUCAACUUUAAAUGUGAUAAAUGUGACAAAGAAUUUAUCAGUCAAAUCAAUUUAAACAAUCACCAGAAAAUCCAUGAGAAAAGAGAGCAGAAUUACAAAUGUUCUCUUUGUUCUGAAGUAUUUGACAGUAUGGCUUGGUUACAACAACAUUUCUUCUCCAGUCAUUCCAAUGCAGACUUGAACACUGAGAAGAAGACUUACAAGUGCACAGAGUGUGGAGAAGAAUUUGCUUGUACCAGUAGUUUACAGGGACACAUGAGGAUACACAAACCUGGGUCAAAGUUUCCAUGUCCAGUCUGUCAGAAGGUGUUUGCCUUGGCAAGGAACUUAAACAUUCACAUGAGGUCACAUAGUGGAGAGAAACCUUAUGAGUGUCCAGUAUGCCACAAAAGAUUUGCAAGAAAAGAGAACAGAAAAGCCCAUAUGAGAUCUCAUGGUGGUAUUAAACCAUUCUUAUGUCCUAUGUGUGGAAAAUCAUUCACAAGGAAAUGUCAUGUUAAAGAACACAUGAGAACACACUUUCUACAGGAUGAAAGCAAAAUAGAAUCUUCAGACAAGAAGGAAAAUGAUGAUACAUCCCAAACAGGCGACCUUGAUAAAAGACUAGAGGGUGGUAUUAUUGUUGAUCCCUUAUCACCAAUGGAUGAUGAUGAAAUCAUAAGUGCUACAAGUGAGGAUAGUUUUGAUACAGAAGGGUUAUCUGCUCUUGGAGAAGUAAAUGAUGAAGAGUUUUCUUAUGUGGAAGAAUCUGACUGUGAAGACAGUGAAAUAAAAACUGAAAUUCAGGAAUAGAUACAUAUAUCAUGAUUUCAGUUAUUAAAGCUUGAAGAACAAACUUUUGAUUCUAUACUAUUUAUUGAUAAUUAUUUAUCAUCUGUUUUUAUCAGAUGGAAAUUUGAAUGUUAUUAUAUGCUAAAAUUGAUUUACAUUGACAGUUUACUAGGUUUCUGUUAUAAGGAGCAAUAUUGUCAAUUUAUAUCCAUUAAUUUCGACUUUUCAGAACUUUAAAAGUACAACUGAUCAACUCAGAUUUUGGGUAAUGACAAGGGUAUAUAAACAAUGUGGUCUAUUGACAUUGUCCUAAACAUUAUUUAUUGUCCUUUUCUGUUAUCUGCAAGUUGUAUAAACUGGUAAAACAAAGAAAGAAUAAAAAGAGCAAUAUAAGCUAUUAAAGCUAUGUAUCUGUGGUCUUUUUUUAGUCAUUUGGAGGAAAAGGUCCAUGUAAGCUAUUACCAUCAUUUGGCAUCAAUUGUCAGUCUGCUGUUAGCGUUUUCAAAUUUUUUCAGAUAGAUAAGAUCUACAAAUAUUAGAAAAUCAUAACUGAAUUCGGGGAAAGACUACUUAUAGCCCAAAAAAUAAUAAAUUCAAGAUUGCCUUUUAAACAUUUGAACAUUAAAAUGAAGUGUUUACAUAAUUGGAUUUAUAUUUUAGUAUAAAGUAUUUCAGCAUUUGAAGGUCCACAAAUUGUCCAUGAUUAGUGGUGUAUGUUAAAGACUGCUGAUCUAUGUAAACUGUACCUCAAUGUUAUACAUAUAAGUUUAAAGCAAACAGAAUGUAGCUUCUUUGGUUUUGUCAGAUUAGGAUAAUAUGUAAGAGUCAAAUAUUCAUCCAGCUUCAAAUCUGUGUCCUUUUCACAAAGUUAUUCCUUUUCCUAAAUUCUUUACAAACAUUACCGUUCUAAAAGAGAUUCAAAAGAUAUGAAUGUGACAUUCAAACUCAUUUAAGUCGAAAAACAAACUGACAACACAAGGGCAAAAAACUAAAAACGACAAAAAGACAAACGGCAGUAUAUAAAACACAACAUAGAAAACUAAAGACUGGGCAACAGAAACCUCACCAAAACCAUGGGUGAUCUCAGGUGCUCUGGAAGGAUAAGCAGAUCCUGCUCCACAUUUGACAGCCGUCGUGUUGCUCAUGUAAGUACAAACCUGGUGAUAAGUCUAAUUUGGUGGGACAGAUUUGAGGAAUAGAGGACGGAGUGUGGUUAUGAAAAUUGGAACAUAUCUGUCGUCAUCUGUGAAACAGAUAUUCCAUAAUGAUCAACCAACUUGUGAUGGUGUCAGUAAAAUUUUCGAAGGGAUGACUUCAACUUCACUAUUUGGAACUCUUGAUUUAAUAACUCCCUUGUGAGCAGCAACCCUCUAUCAAGGAAGUCAUGAUAGGGAAUGCAAACUCUGGAAUAUAGUAUUAACUGGGAGAUGUAUACUCUUUUCUUUGUUGCAAUGUGUAUGUUCAGCUGCAAAUGUUUUACUUGUUUCAUUUUGGACUAACAUCUAGUUUUUGUAGGACUAGCAUACGCAUCAUGUGCUGCCUUGAAAAUCUUCAGCUCCUUGUGUUUCAUUUAACUAAAGCAUUUGCUUAGUGAGUGAGGGUUAAAGGUUUGCUUGCUUAUAAAAAAGGGGUUAUAUUGGGUAAAAUUUCACAGGACUGAAGUCUAUCAAUAAAAAAUUGCAAGUCUAACACAUUAUAUAUAUACAGAUAGGUCAUAUAGAAGGCAUAUAAUGAUAAACAUAGUAAAUGACACUAUUAAAUUUAGGCAACAGUAGUUUACUGAUGAUGUAUAGGAGUUAUUGCCCUUAAAUGACAUUUUUUUACCAAUAUGUUUUUGGCAAAUGAAACGUUUUUUGUUGUUGCUUAAAGUGUGAUAGAUUAAGCUUUUAUAUAAGACCUGUAAAAAAGUUCAUACAGGCAAAUGGUAGUAUAGAAUUAAAUUUUGAUAAUUGAGCAUAUUGUUCAUUUUUUGUUUUCAUUUUGAAUAUAAUAAAACGUUCAUGAUUAG